Messenger RNA from Oryctolagus cuniculus (rabbit), 5087 nucleotides. The record is from RefSeq and is a predicted model, not a curated record. Lineage: Eukaryota; Metazoa; Chordata; Mammalia; Lagomorpha; Leporidae.
GGCACUCGCAGCCUUGCUCAUCCGUUCUGCCUUUCCAGGCCGACCUCUUUCUUUCCUGGCCUUGCCCAUUGUCUUAGAGACACCUGUGUGCUAGAACCUGCCCAGGAUGCCCAGGCAGUGUAGCCAUGUUCCUGCCCCGGCAGCGGGGCGAGCACUUUUUGUCCUGAUGAUGCUCCUGUGGACCCCACUUCUGCGCCUGACGCCUGAGCUCUGCCAUCCAGACGGGCGCCUGCGCCUCACCUGUCUCCCGGAGCAGCUUGGCUGUGGCCCUGCGGCCUGGCUGCGCCCCAGCACGCAGGUUGACUCCCUCGGACCCUGCUGGCAGGGUUCUCAAGCUGCCCAGAAAGCUGUCUUUGUGGAUCUCUUGUGCUCCGAGCUGCAGGUGACGGAGAGUGCCAGGUGGGGGCCGAAACAAGGCCUGGAUGUUGAUUUCUCCCCAGGAGCUCAGGGAUUUUAGAAACCUGUAAUGACCUCAUAAUGGCAACCUUUGGGUCACUGGAACCAUGUCUGCCUGGCUGUUGUCACCUUAGUGGUCCUGAGUGUGUCCUAACUUCAUAGUGUUCCCUUCUUGUCGUACCAGAGUUGAUAGUUUGGUUUGUGGCCUUGGCUUUUAAGAACUUCACAGCUUCUGCAUUCUGUUCCCCACGAGGCAUGUUUUGUCGUGAGUGAUGGCAGGCCACCUUUGGCUCUGCUGCGUCUCCACCCGCCUUGACUCUUGGCUGUGCGUUUUGUCGCGGUGGGAAGCCGGGGCACCUGCCUGGCCAGCGUCGGUUUUGGUGGUCGCAGUUCCUCUUGGCCCAUUUUGUUCUUAAGCAGCAGCAGCAGCAGCAGCGCCCGGGUACCUUGGAAUUUCACAGAAGUGCCAGGGAACAAGCACUUCUGGUUAAACGUCUCGGGGUGAACGGAAGUGCCGGUCAGAACCCCCAGCUUUGACUCCGUGACACGGUGGUGGGAGAACAGCUAAGGCUGUGGCUUCCCAGAGCCGGGAUGGGGGAUCCGCUGCCCACGCACACUGCCUCAUUCUGACAGAUUGCGCUUGACAAGGCCCCUGGAGGUGGCAGGGUGCUGGGGACUCUGCACUUACUGGUGGACGAGGCCUUGCUGCCCUCUGCCGAGGGAGCCGGGCUGGCGUGGUGUGCAGGCAGGGAGUGUGGCCUUGGAGGUCACUGACUGACCACUGGGCUACUGGCCCGUUCCCGGCAGGGCCGAUGCAGAGGGAAAGCAUCGUGCUGCCUGUAGACUGAAACCUUGGGGUCUCGUGUUGAUUGUGGAGCAGGGGACGGGUCUGGCCGUGGUCACGCUGGCCCCGGCACGCUGGCCUGUGUCCUGGGCCUUGGCAUCAGGAGUGCUCAGCCACACAGGGCAUCAUCCCCUGGCUUUUGCUCUGACCUGUGACCCUGCUCCUGUUUUCCCACCAGUGGCAGUGACAACGCAGGGGUGAGGUGCAGGGCCAGGAGGCUGGGACUGGGCAAGGACACCUGAGGUGCUGGAGCCGCCUCGCGGUGGGGCCAGGGUCAGGGCACAGCCUGAGCGGGAGCUUCUUGUUUGUUUAUUUUUAUUUAUCUAUUUGAAAGGCAGUUAGAGGAGAGGCAGAGAGAGAGAGAGAGAGAGAGGUCUUCUAUCCACUGGUUCACUCCCCAAUUGGCCGCAAUGGCUGGAGCUGCUCCGAUCUGAAGCCAGGAGCUUCUUCCGGGUCUCCCAAGUGAGUGCAGGGGCCCAAGGACUUGGGCCAUCUUCCACUGCUUUCCCAGGCCAUAGCAGAGAGCUGGAUCGGAAGAGGAGCAGCCGGGACUGGAACUGGCGUCCAUGCCGGCGCUUCAAGCCAGGGCGUUAACCGGCUGCGCCACAGCGCCGGCCCCAUGAGCUCUUGCUUCUUGUUUGCAUUCUAGUCCCAAGCCUUUGGGAUGCUGGCUGUGCUUUGGAAUCCAAGCAUGUGGGAGCCGCACUCCCAGGUGACGUGGAAGUGUUGUUGGUCCAGCCUUCGUCCUUAAGAAGCUCAGAAUCCGGGUCAGGCUCUGGCCCAGCCCUUCUUGUUGUGAGUGGUCGGGAGUCACACGGGGUCCAGGCCCGACUCCUCCCUGGGUGUCUGGGUGUUAGGGCAGGUCUCCUCCUCCCUCCUGCCCCAGCUGCUCUUCCUAAUCAAAGUGGCUUGGCUGAGUAGGGAGGAACUGGAGCAGCAGGAGGUCUAGGUUUUCCCUCUGCCUCCUGGGUCUGCUGGCCGGGGUGGGACUGCUGAACUCUCUGCCUCCUGGAGGGUAGGGCACACCGCCUGCCCGGGGCCUGGGAGUUGAGCUCCCACUGAGCACCGGGCAGGGCGUGACCUGGCUGGGUAGUGAAGAGCUCAGUGCUCCUGGGAUCUGCUCGGCAGCACGCGGCGGACUGAGGUUCAGGCUCUGUUGCUGUGACCCCAGACGGGUGGCCGCCCGUCCAGAAGCACCGCGGCGGUGUGACUCGCUUGUGACUUCCUGGGAUUGCCGCUGUUCGCAGAAGAUCAUCUUCUCAGGGUGCGUAGUGGCGUCAUGCACGCAGACUCCUGCGAGUUCCCCUAAGUUCUUAGAGGACCGCUUUGCCUUUUGAAUCAGAGAGUUGCAAAGUUCCCUAAAGAAUGGCCCUUGUGGAUAAGCACAAAGUGAAGCGACAGCGGCUGGACAGGAUUUGUGAAGGUAUCCGCCCCCAGAUCAUGAACGGCCCCCUGCACCCCCGCCCCCUGGUGGCCCUGCUGGACGGCAGAGACUGCACCGUGGAGAUGCCCAUCCUGAAGGACCUGGCCACCGUGGCCUUCUGUGACGCGCAGUCCACGCAGGAGAUCCACGAGAAGGUGCUGAACGAGGCCGUGGGCGCCAUGAUGUACCACACCAUCACCCUCACCAGGGAGGACCUGGAGAAGUUCAAGGCCCUCAGAGUGAUCGUGCGGAUCGGGAGCGGCUACGACAACGUCGACGUCAAGGCCGCCGGCGAGCUAGGGAUCGCCGUGUGCAACAUCCCAUCUGCAGCCGUGGAAGAGACGGCCGAUUCCACCAUAUGCCACAUCCUCAACCUGUACCGGCGGAACACGUGGCUCUACCAGGCGCUGCGGGAAGGCACGCGGGUGCAGAGCGUGGAGCAGAUCCGCGAGGUGGCCUCGGGGGCGGCCCGCAUUCGUGGGGAGACGCUGGGCCUCAUCGGCUUUGGUCGCACGGGGCAGGCGGUUGCUGUUCGAGCCAAGGCCUUUGGAUUCAGCGUCAUAUUUUAUGACCCCUACUUGCAGGAUGGGAUAGAGCGGUCCCUCGGCGUGCAGAGGGUCUACACCCUGCAGGACCUGCUGUACCAGAGCGACUGCGUCUCCCUGCACUGCAACCUCAACGAGCAUAACCACCACCUCAUCAAUGACUUCACCAUAAAGCAGAUGAGGCAAGGAGCCUUCCUGGUGAAUGCGGCCCGCGGGGGGCUGGUGGACGAGAAAGCCUUAGCCCAGGCCCUCAAGGAGGGCAGGAUACGAGGGGCGGCCCUCGACGUGCACGAGUCGGAGCCCUUUAGCUUUGCUCAGGGUCCACUGAAAGAUGCCCCGAACCUCAUCUGUACCCCGCACACGGCCUGGUACAGCGAGCAAGCCUCGCUGGAGAUGAGAGAGGCCGCCGCCACCGAGAUCCGCCGAGCAAUCACAGGUCGCAUCCCGGAAAGCUUGAGGAACUGUGUCAACAAGGAGUUCUUCGUCACUUCAGCUCCUUGGUCAGUAAUGGAUCAGCAAGCAAUUCAUCCCGAGCUCAAUGGCGCCACAUACAGAUACCCGCCAGGCAUCGUGGGCGUGGCUCCGGGAGGACUUCCUGCAGCCAUGGAAGGGAUCAUCCCUGGAGGCAUCCCCGUGACUCACAACCUCCCCACAGUGGCCCACCCCUCUCAAGCUCCCUCGCCCAACCAGCCCACAAAACACGGGGACAAUCGAGAGCACCCCAACGAGCAAUAGCAGAGAAUGCAGAACGGUGAUCACUCAGCUACACUCGGGACCAAGAGACAGUGAAACACACAUGAACUAAGAAAAGGAAUUUGACAGUCUUUUUACCUGAUUCUGGACAUACGCACCAUUGACGUUGCAGUGUUAAACCACAAGAGCGAGAAGACGGAAGACGCCGUCUGCUUACGGAAGCGUGGAAGAGACUAGCACGUGACUUAUUAACGACCAACUUCUGUUAUUGUAUGUUAAGUUUUUCAUCUGUGCAUCAAAUCACAAAGAAUAAAUAGAGCUUUUUCCUUUAUCAGUUCCUUGGGCGCGGCAGGCCCUGAGCUCCUUGCUCUAGAAUGUUGCAUCAAGAGUUCCAAACAUCAAAAUAAAAAUAUUAAGAGGAAUCCCCAUCCUGUGACUCUAGUCCCUUCGGUCUGCAGGGGCUCAUUACCUCUUUUUGCUAAUAGGAAGAUUAAGUCCUACCAGAUGGGGAGAAGACUGUCUGCCUGUGUUAGACGGAAGACAGAGAAGCGGCUCUCAAGUCUGAACUGCAGACCGAGCGGGCAGGUGGGCUGUAAGUUCAGUAACACCCUCUGAUGAUGCAAAAAAGAAAAAAAAGUAUUAAGUUUCACAAGCUGUUUGUACUCAAAUAUAUUUUCUCAGUUUCAGAUCCUCAGCUAUUUUAUUGAGUGGAAAGUCUUGAACUGAAAGGGUUCAAGAAGAAUAAUGUUGCAUUUCCUUAUGUCUCAGGAAACACUUUUUAUGGUAACUUGUCAGAUUGUCUAUGAACAAACCCACUUUUUUAGACAUUGAUAAAGUCUUCUUUUCUUCACGUGAUAUUUUAUACAAGAACACUUCAGAUGUGUUAUUAGAUGUGACUGAUUUUAACAAAUCCUAUUAGAUUUGUAUCAACUAGUUACAUGUUCUACUCAUAGUCUUUUGUGAAUCAUUGCCUUUUUGUUGAAAGAUGGCCUAUUUUGAGCCUUUGUAUAGGUACAUUCCUGUUUUUGUGACAAAAGAAAAACUUUAAAACUGUCCCAACAGAAAAUUAAUGGCUAUCAGAAGUAUGUUUUUGUUUUAGUGUGAGUUCCCGUUGCUGUAUUUGUUUAUUGUAAAGGUGGACAUUUAGCGUUCAGUGCAGUUUUCAAUAAAAAGUAAUGAAAAUUUC